This is a messenger RNA of Melanaphis sacchari, 810 nucleotides long. RefSeq names its product COMM domain-containing protein 3. The transcript is spliced from 4 exons. Gene Ontology annotation, biological process: sodium ion transport. Lineage: Eukaryota; Metazoa; Arthropoda; Insecta; Hemiptera; Aphididae. The record is from RefSeq and is a predicted model, not a curated record. The coding region runs from base 110 to 709 and encodes 199 amino acids.
UAUUAUAUUAUACAUAGGUUCAGGUUCAGAAUAUUAUACAGUAUUCUAUGCUCAUAAAAUAUUCAAUAUUGACAUGAUCUAAGAUUCUAAGGUACUGUUUAAAGACAAAAUGAAUAUAUCAACUGAAAUUGAACUAGGACUGAAACGGUUAUGCAACCCAGCACUGAUAAAUGACCAAUGUUUUCAAAUAUUAUUACAAAAGGCUGAAAAGAUACUGGGAACAUUGUUGAGUGAUACUUCUGAACAAACAUUACAUGAUGAUUCUACCAUAAGCAUAACAUCUAAACAAGAUAUUGCUAAAGAAGCAUAUGCUUCUUUAGUAACUCUGUUCACAAUUGCUAAUAGACAUUGUCUAGAUGGAAAAUCAUUGAACCAAAACUUACAAACUCUAGUUUUGGCUAAUACUGAUCGUUUAUCAGAGAUUAUUAAAACUUAUGAAUCUAUUAGACCACAUUUAAUAGAAGUUUCUAAGAUUACCACUACAUCUUUGGCUAAUGUGGUCGAUGUUGAAUGCCGUCUUGAUUAUUGUGUACAAUCUAGUGUUUUUGAUGACGUGUCUGAAUUCUUAUACAAGGUGCGACUGAAGACAAUAGACAAUGGUACAAUAAAAUACAUUGAUUUCGUCUGCAACACACAGGAACUUCAAGAAUUAGUAUUUAAGUUAAAGGACGCAGUUCGCCAUCUAGAAAAAAUUGCUUCGGCCAGUUAAGAUUUACAAAUUAUCGUAACUCAUUACUAAUUUUUCUUAUUACUUAUAGCAAAUUCUACAACAGUCUUAAUAAAUUAUACAUAUAUAUUUUUUUAAAUUUC